Stylophora pistillata is the source of this 1841-nucleotide messenger RNA. RefSeq names its product progestin and adipoQ receptor family member 4. Gene Ontology annotation, cellular component: membrane. NCBI's taxonomy places the organism in Eukaryota, Metazoa, Cnidaria, Anthozoa, Scleractinia, Pocilloporidae. Gene Ontology annotation, molecular function: signaling receptor activity. The record is from RefSeq and is a predicted model, not a curated record.
ACAACCCUUAAAAUGGCGGAAAACGGCUUUAUAAAUCAUCAUAGAGAUAGUCGUAUCAUAGAGAAGAAGAUAUCUAAAGCGGCGAUUUUAUUUAAACUAGAAUCUUGCCCACCUUGGCUGCAAUUUAACAAAUAUAUUCUGGGAAGUUACCGAUGCAAGUUGUCAACGCGCCAAUGUAUAGAGAGCUUGUUCUACGUCCACAACGAAACAUUUAAUAUUUAUUCGCAUGGCAUUCCUGGUGCACUUUUUGUGGUGUUGAUUCCCCUAACAGCAAGUGCGGCAAGUCUGGCUGACCCGCUGUGGUUUUUUCUUCAUUAUUUCUCUUGCUUUGCCCCAUUCUUGGCGAGCCCUAUUUAUCAUUUAUUUAUGUGUCAUCAAAGUGGACAGGAUUCAUACAACCAUCUACUCACUUUGGACGUCUGUGGUAUCUGGGUAAUCAAUGCCUUUGGCGCUUUGUGUGGUAUCCGCGCAACAUUUUACUGCCUUCCAUUUUGGCGGUCUUUGUCUCUUGCAGUAUAUUUGGUGAUAUCCUUGAGGUGUCUGUACUUUAUUCUGAUGGCUAACAGUGCUAAAGAACGUUUCAAACCCUUUGCCGUGUUAGGUGUAACGAGAUACUUCUUUAUUGCUGUUCGUAUAUCAUUUUAUUACUUUAAUGUUACCAAAAGCAGCAUCAGCGCUCUGCCAUAUCACCUGUCAAUGGAUUUAUUAGCUUUCAUUGGUGGAGUAAUCAAUGUUGCUAGGAUACCUGAGAGGUGGUUUCCAGGAAGAUGUGAUAUCAUUGGUAACAGUCAUCAAAUAAUGCAUGUAAUUACAGUGUUAAGUGUUAUUUGUUUACAUAUUGGAUCAGUGCAAGACUUUCAGUGGAUGAGUGAAACUCUUUGUGGAAACUUCUAGAUAUUCUGCUGGAUGUGAGGUAGGUUCUUGCCUGUGUGAUCUUCUGAAGGAACAAGAGUGUGAGAGAGCAGAAACACAACUCAUUUUGUUACAUGCUCCAGACUUAAUAUUUCUGCAUGCAGCUACUCCAAAUCACUUGCACCUUUCAAGCAGAAACUUUGCUAAAAAUGGUAUGGUUUGCAGAGAAAAUUUCGGUCGUCUUGCACUACAAAAAUUUUUUUUCUUGCAAAACACACAAAUCUACUAAUCUGCUUAAUAAAACAACCACAAAAUUUUCAUGAUACUCUGACACAAUGGCUGCAAUUGUAAAGAUUCAGUUAGAAACAUUUUUUUAACACAAACAUUUACAGCGUUGAAAAGGAUUGCGCUUUUGAAUAUUUUAUAGAAAAGGUGCAAUGCAAAUAAUAAAUGUCACUGUUAUUAUUGUUAUAGGAUUGGGGGAUUUGGCCUGCCUUCAGAUUAAGACCAUCAUUUAAAUAAGAUAUAAGAUGUUAUUUAAACACUAGGAUUUUUAAAGUGAGGAAGUAAUUUAUAUUUCUCUUCACCGUGGUUACAAAAUUAAUUUAUAAAAUGAUCUAUUUAAUAUUUGUGUAAUCAUAUGUCUUAUUUGAACUUUUGUUUCAGUUGGUAAAUAGAGGAGUUGUAAUAUAGUCUCUGACAAAUCUAGACCUUCAAGCUGAUUGAAUUUUUCCAUUUUAUUUGUAUCAAGAUCUGUAUCCAUACUGGGGACCUUUGAAAAGCUAGUGAUGCAUGAUUUUUUAUUUUUGUAGAUGCUUGCUAAUUGUAAACAUCAUUUCCACCUCAAAUUUUUUUGGGGUGUUUAAGACAUGUGCAUUGUUAACCAACUGUCAGGUCGAGAUGGCUGGACAUUGGCUGAGUGUUUUUUAUUUUUGCAGUUUUGUUUGUUUUUUUUUUUGUCUCGGUUCAUAAAAAAUGAUCAAAAAGGA